AUGGAAACCUUGAAGCAAGAUUUGAAACUCGCUGACGGGCAGGAUCUGUCGGUGGCCCUCAUUUCUCUCAUCACAUCUGCAGUUCGCGAGGAUCAUGCUGCUUACACACUGCAACAGCUCUCUCAAUCCAUAUCUCAUGCGCGGUGUGCAGCUGCGCUUGAACCUCUCACUCUACUCCCCCUUCUAAUAUCCUGUCCAUACGAUGGCGCUGAUAAGCUCAUUCACAUUAUGGGCCAAGAGAGUAGUGCCAAAGAAGUCGUUAUGGCAGUGCAAGAAGUUGCCGAACAUCUUGAAUACCUUUCUCAAGCAGAUGAACAGGUUGAAGGGGUGGACCAUGGCUUGUCUCCUCUUAAGCAGAUUGACCGCCUCGUCCGGCUUUAUGCGCAAUGCGUUCCGCGCUUGCCAAGGCGUAACAAACUCCCGAGUCAAGUCAUGAAGCCGUUGUUGUCUGAACUCGCAUCUCUGAUAACACAAUUUGGCGGUUCCGCCGAUGAUGACGGAAGGGCGCUCGUUGCUUCAGUAUCCGAGUCAGUAUUAUCGAUCGAUAAAUGGGUGUCCUCAGACUCUGCAUACGAUGUCGACGAACGAUCAAGAUGCGGACACAUUCUGGCACACCUGCUGUACUCGACUGUGGAAGCCUGCGUAAACAGCAUCCAAACCAAUCUAGCACGGGUAGCUUUCGCAAACCAGUUCCCCCGACUCGUGGUACCCAACUCCGCAGGCGUGAAUGUUGCAACAGGUGACGAUGUUGUGUCGAAAGCUUGGUCGGCACUAGAUGCACUGGGUGUCACCCCUUCUAAUCUUGAAUCUAGACCCUCUCGUGUUGCAUUAGUCCUGCUCGCACACUUACCGUCCUACACGCUCUCCCUUCCUCUGCUCACAUCAUUCUUUCCCGUGAUACUCACAUCUGUCCAAGCGAACGUAGCCCUAGAUGAAGUGCUCUAUCACUUGAUUUCCUCUAUCGGACCUUUGCGAUUGCAGUACCCUCGCCCAGACCUCCCAUCGGAUCUAAUCGUUCCUCUUGCCCAACUUCUUCCACAACUCGCAGGUGUCCAUCCAGACCCGUCGACCCGCCAUCAGACCUUCCGCCUGCUAUCGACCGUGCUCUCGCUCACUCCCUCGCCGAUGCGCCUCCAUCUCUUGCACGAACUUCUGACUGAUUCGGACUUGUCACCUCAGAUGCGCGUCGCUGCCGUUGGUCUGGUGAAAGAAGCCGUCCUUGAGGCGCUUGCUACGGCUCCCGGCUCUGCAGAAAGCGAUCGAAAUGUCUUUGUUUCGCCCAUGUUCCUCCGCGCUCUCGGUCCGCUCAUCCUGAGGCCUCAUCCGCCUGAUCUUUUCGCGUCGGAUGACUUAUCUCUGGACGAAUUCUUGGAGACACCGGAACCUCUGCGCCUUGUCGAAUGCCUGGCAUUCCUCUAUGUGUUACUGCAGAGGGAUACGCAAAAUCGAACCGGGAUACGAGAUCCGGAUACCUUGAAGCGCGUGAACGCGAAUCUUUUGUUACAACUGCGGGGAAGAUUGGCUUCAUGGAACGAAGAGAUGGGUGGAAGCGCAAUACAUGGAGACCAUGCUGUCAUGCAACUCGGUAUAUUGGAUAUGUGGCUGGAUAGGAUAACUAGUGCUCUGGAAAGCAUCUCGAAUAGCGGCGUAUAA
Sparassis crispa is the source of this 1653-nucleotide messenger RNA. RefSeq lists its product as hypothetical. Gene Ontology annotation, molecular function: ubiquitin-protein transferase inhibitor activity. The coding region runs from base 1 to 1653 and encodes 550 amino acids. NCBI's taxonomy places the organism in Eukaryota, Fungi, Basidiomycota, Agaricomycetes, Polyporales, Sparassidaceae. Gene Ontology annotation, cellular component: cytoplasm. The transcript has 8 exons. The record is from RefSeq and is a predicted model, not a curated record.